Messenger RNA from Oncorhynchus masou masou (cherry salmon), 7919 nucleotides. RefSeq lists its product as uncharacterized. The record is from RefSeq and is a predicted model, not a curated record. The coding region runs from base 1630 to 2970 and encodes 446 amino acids. Lineage: Eukaryota; Metazoa; Chordata; Actinopteri; Salmoniformes; Salmonidae. The transcript has 5 exons.
GGACGCUAGUAACGACCAAAUUACAGCUCUUGAUGUGUUUGUCACUGAAUGACGUAUGCCACAUUCACGUGCUGGUAGGAAUUGGGAAACUCUGAAAUUUCAUAGUGAGCAAUUUCAAAUAAGAUUAAACCAGUCACAUAGAUGAAAGACCACAUCCUUGCAAAGAAUGUGUCAAAUGCUACAGAACGAAGGUAUGCUUGACCAGACAUUCAAGUGUGCACUCAAGGAAACCAAAUUACUGUAAAGUCUGUGGCAAAUGUUUCGAAAGAAAGGAAGACUUGGCGAAACAUACAGAGAUGCAUACAAGAGAGAAAUUCUAUUGCUGCAAAGAUUGUGGCAAAUGCGUCAACCAGAAACUAAACUUAACGACACACAUGAUAUCUCACAGACUGCAGAAACCUUAUAUUGCUGCAUAGACUGUGGGAAAUGCUUCACUCGAUCACAGGGCCUUAGAAUUAAUAAGACCAUACACACAUGGAAGAAAUCAUACAGGUGUGCAAUAUGCAAUAAAUGCUUUGCCUUCCAUAGCCAUUUAAAAUACCAUCAGACUGUUCACACAGGGGAGAAAUGUUAUAGUUGGCACCAACCAUGGGUUGUGCCGUGGCGGAGAUCUGUGUGGGCUAUACUCAGCCUUGUCUCAGGGUGGUAAAUUGGUGGUUGAAGAUAUGCCUCUAGUGGUGUGAGGGCUGUGCUUUGGCAAAGCGGAUGGGGUUAUAUCCUGCCUGUUUGGCCCUGUCCGGGGGUAUCGUCGAAUGGGGCCACAGUGUCUCCCGACCCCUCCUGUCUCAGACUCCAGUAUUUAUGCUGCAGUAGUUUAUGUGUCGGGGGGCUAGUGUCAGUCUGUUAUAUCUGGAGUAUUUCUCCUGUCUUAUCCGGUGUCCUGUGUGAAUUUAAGUAUGCUCUCUCUAAUUCUCUCUCUUUCUUUCUUUCCCUCUCUCUGAGGACCAUGCCUCAGGACUACCUGGCCUGAUGACUCCUUGCUGUCCCCAGUCCACCUGUCUGUGCUGCUGCCCCAGUUUCAACUGUUCUGCCUGCGGCUAUGGAACCCUGACCUGUUCACCAGACGUGCUACCUGUCCCAUACCUGCUGUUUUCAACUCUCUAGAGACAGCAGGAGCGGUAGAGAUACUCUGAAUGAUCAGCUAUGAAAAGCCAACUGACAUUUACUCCUGAGCUAUUAUUAUUUGACCCUGUUGGUCAUCUAUGAACAUUUGAACAUCUUGGCCAUGUUCUGUUAUAAUCUCCACCUGGCACAGCCAGAAGAGGACUGGCCACCCCUCAUAGCCUGGUUCCUCUCUAGGUUUCUUCCUAGGUUCUGGCCUUUCUACAGAGUUUUUCCUAGCCACCGUGCUUCUACAUAUAUAUAUAUGUAUAUAUAUGUAUAUGUAUAUUCUACAUAUAUAAUAUAGCCUAAUCUGUUCGCUAUAACAUUUAGAAUUAGCAGUAAAACUUUUAUUUUGAAAUUCAUGGGAAAAUACUACCGGAAGUUUAACCUGGUGUUGUUCUAAUCUUCCUGCAACCGAGUUCACGACCGAACCGCCCAUUACAACCUUAUGUACCUCAAUGGUUAGAAAUCAUGUUUGCUUUUGUAAAUUUCUGAGAAGCUCUUCAGCUGUUGAAAUAUAUUAAAAUGGCUGAUGAAGACAAGCUUCAGCCGUUAAUCUUUCUUAUGACCUAUAUGCUGAUGAAGCGCCGAAGAGACAUAAGAAACGCGGAUACACAGAGACUCAAUGAGGUGAAGAGACGUAUCCGCCACAGACAAUACUUCUUCCAAAGACAGAGGCGAAUGCUCAUGAUGCUGACAGCUCGAGACGUGCGCUGCAGCUGUGACAUCCGUACCCGACCCUGGACCAGCACGGAGUGCACUGAUUGGUGGGAGCGGGUAGUGAUGACUGAGUUCCAGCCCUCUGAUUGGCUGGAGAAGUUCCGCAUGAGCCGGGAGACCUUCUUUUUCCUGUGUGGCAAGCUGAAACCCCGCCUGGCUCGCCAGGACACCCACUUCCGCCGGGCGCUUCCGCUGGAGAAGCGUGUGGCGGUUGCCCUGUGGCGGCUGGCGUCCAACAUUGAGUACCGCACCAUUAGUGGGCUGUUUGGCGUGGGCAGCUCCACGGUGUGUAAGUGUGUUAGGGACGUGUGUCACGCCAUUGUCACACUACUCCGGCCCGUCUACCUAUGCUCGCCCAGCGUACAGGAAGUAGAAGACUCUGCACGUCACUUCCUAUCUCGCUGGGGCUUCCCUCACUGUGUGGGCGCCGUAGCAACCCUCCACACUGCCAUCCUCACGCCGUCCGCUAACGUGGCCAACUACGCCAACCCAGACGGGUGGCUCUCUGUGGUCUCCCAGGUGGCUGUGAACGGGCUGGGUCAGUUCUGGGACGUCUGUGCUGGUUUCCCUGGCAGCACUGAGCCGACAGCCAUCUUGCAGAACUCAGCACUUUGGGCGUCGGCCUCUGAGGGUGUGCUGUCACCUGACCCACCCCCGAGCUUCAUGGGAAAACCCCUGAGAUAUGUGUUGUUGGGGGAGCCAGGGUACCCCCUCCAGCCCUGGCUGAUGAAGGCCUAUUCCAAGAAGAAAGAGGAGGAUGAUGUGGAGGAGGAGGAAGGGGGGCACGCGGAGGCCCGGAGGGCCUUCAACCAGCGAUUUGUGCGGGCGUGGCGUGGGGCAGCAACGGCGCUUCUUCGCCUGCGGGCGCGCUGGCAAUGCCUGAGCAAGAGGAACGACUGCAGCCUGGACGUGGUGCCCACCAUGAUCCUGGCCUGCUGCAUCCUGCAUAACGUGUGUGAGGCCCAUGGAGAUUUGUUCCGGGGGGAAUGGCAUGGCGAGGUGAUCAAGGGUGAGAACCCCCAGCCUGGUCACACUGCAGCCCGCGCCCCCUCUCCCUCUGGAACUUCAGACCACCUCCAGGGUGAGGAGGUCAGAAAAUUGUUCUGUCACUACUUCCAGCAGUCACAACUACAACAACAGGACUAAUGGAAUGGACAGUGUUGUGAUGAGGAAAGAGGGGGAAAAAAUAUAGAAUUCUCCACAAGAUUCUCACAACUUUAUACAUAGCCCUGGCCAGCAUUCCAGUUACUGUCCCUACAAUCUCUAUCAGCCUGUAUUCAUAAAGCAUCUCAGAAUAGUAGGUAGUGCUGAUCUAAGAUCAGCUUGGCCUUUUUAGAUCAUAGUGAACAAGAUUAUGGACAGGGGGGACCUGAUCCUAGAUCUGCACUCCUAUUCUGAGAUACUUUCUCUCUGUUCUGUUACUGUUUUUUUUUGGUUUUGUUCUCUCGUAGGUUGUUAGUGUGUCUAAAUAGUUGUGUAGCUCAGUGUUCAUGUGCAUAUGGGGUAUAUAGUCAUGUUUUUUAUUGAUGCACAAUACAAGUUACAUUUUCUGUUCUGUCUGUCACUACAUUUGUAUCUACAGUUACACUGGCAUUGUUCUAUGCCCUGAUUUUUAAAAAACAACAACAACAACAAAAAACAUUGUUCUCGCUACCUAGUACAUACACUGCACUUUUUGUAGCUGUAAAUAAGAUCUAUUGUCUCCAAUCUCCUACUCUUCCUCUACUGGAAGAAAUCCUAGGGGAAACACUUCCAGCUAACGGAGCUGCCCUCUUAGCAGAGAAUGUGGACAUUCUUGUCUUUCUGAAAAAUAACGUUAUAAUAGAAUGACUGUCACUGAAUAUAAGCUGAAGGUGAGCAGGCCUAAAAUGCAUUCAGAAAGUAUUCAGACCUCUCUACUUUUGACACAUUUUGUUACAUUGCAGCCUUAUUUAAAAAGAAAUAUAUAAUAAUUAUUCUCAUCAAUCUACACACAAUACCCCAUAAUAACAAAGUGAAAACAGGUUUUUCUGAACGUUUGUACAUUUAUUACGAAUAAAAACAGAAAUACCUUAUUUACAUAAGUAUUCAGACCCUUUGCUAUGACACUUGAAAUUGAGCUCAGGUGCAUCCUGUUUCCAUUGAAUAUCCUUGAUGUUUCUACAACUUGAUUGGAGUCCACCUGUGGUAAAUCCAAUUGAUUGGACAUGAUUUGGACAAGCACACAGUUGACAGUGCAUGUCAGAGCAAAAACCAAGCCAUGAGACCGAAGGAAUUGUCCGUAGAGCUCCGAGACAGGAUUGUGUCGCGGCACAGAUCUAGGGAAGGGUACCAAAAAAUGUCUGCAGACUUGAAAGUCCCCUAGAACACUGACCACCAUCAUUCUUAUAUUGAAGAAGUUUGGAACCACCAAGACUCUUCCCAGAGCUGACCACCCGGCCAAACUGAACAAUCGGGAGAGAAGGGCCUUGGUCAGGGAGGUGACCGAGAACCCGAUGGUCACUCUGACAAAGCUCCAGAGUUCCUCUGUGGAGAUAGAACCUUCCAGAAGGACAACCAUCUCUGCAGGACUCCAACUAUCAGGCCUUUAUGGUAGAGUGGCCAUACGGAAGCAACACCUCAGUAAAAGGCACAUGACAGCCCACUUGGAGUUUGCCAAAGGGCACCUAAAGGACUCAAAAAACAAGAUUCUCUGAUCUGAUGAAACCAAGAUGCAACUUUGGCCUGAAAGCCAAGCAUCACAUCUGGAAGAAACCUGGCCCCAUCCCUACGGUGAAGCAUGGUGGUGGCAGCAUCAUGCUGUGGGGAUGUUUUUCAGCAGCAGGGACUGGGAGACUAGUCAGGAUUGAGGGAAAGAUGAACGGAGCAAAGUACAGAGAGAUCCUUGAUGAAAACCUGCUCCAGAGCACUCAGGGCAUCAGACUGGGGCAAAGGUUCACCUUCCAACAGAACAGCAACCCUAGGCACACAGUCUCUGAAUAUCCUUGAGUGGCACAGCCAGAACCCAGACUUGAACCCGUAUUGUGUGUAGAUUGAUGAAAGGAAAACAUAAUUAAAUUCAAUUUUUAAUAAGGCUGUAACGUAGCAAAAUGUGGAAAAAGUCAAGGUGCUUGAAUACUUUCCGUAUGUGCUGGUGAUUUGAAUUUAUUGUGGUCUACUGCAGUUAAAUGUAUGUUGUAAUGAACAUGAUUUCCCUUCUGUGCCGAACACCCGUUAUACCCCUAUUAUACCCCUAUGCAAUUAGGGUUAAGUGCCUUGCUCAAGGGCAGAUCAACAUAUUUUUCACCUAGUCGGUUCAGGGAUUCUAACCAGCAACCUUACUGUUACUGGUACAACUCUUAACUGCUAGGCUACCUUCCAUCUUUAACCCAGCUGCAGACUGGCUUCACAGAGCGAUAAAUAAGAGGGAUCCUCCCCACUAGAACCAAUGAGAGUUCUCCUGGUGCAGCCUGGCUUGCAGGCCGGGAUUCAGGAGCACUGAGGUGUCGUAGCUCUCAGGGGCCCCGCCCAUGACCACAGUGUAGUCCAGCCUCUCUUGUUCUUAUAAAGCACCACUGGUCCAGGAGCCUUCUGGAGAUGUCCGUCCAUCUGAUCUGAGCUCUCCCUCUCUGUGUGCUCUUUGUUUCCAGCUUCAGCCUGACAGUUGUUGCUCAUUACCUCAGCACCCUGCAGUCCACCGUACGGACGAAUGAAAUCCUCUCCACCGAAUACAAAAUCAGCAGCAGUGCUAUCCCUGCUGAGGCACCCCAGCUGACUCACAUCUCUUUUGCAGCAGCUUCGGAUUUCACCUGGCGUCAUUCCAGGGAGUUCCCGGAAUCUUUGGAUCUCCCCUAGGAGGUUGUGUGUGACCUCAUAGGUGUUCCGUGGGUUGUAUGCAAUUCCUUGUGGGUGGCUGUAUGGAUGGUUCUGUGUUAUGUAGAGCUUGUCCACUCUGAAUCCCAUAUAGCCUUCCUGUCUGACUCUGAAUACAACUCGGUCUCUUGUUGUCCCUAGAAUCCAGGGAGUUGUAGCAGCGUUUAGUAACAUAAGCAAGAAGUGCUUUGUUGUGGUUGCCACUGUGGUUGAGAUUUCCCAGUGUGUCGUAUUCAUCCCCGUCUGGAUAAGGUAACAUACGUUCAUAGUUGUAAUAGUGAUGAAAGCCGUAGUCUCCCCUGUUUGGUUUGAAGGGGGGGACUUCUGAUGUUGCCAUUGUUGUCGAAGGCGAUAUUGUGAGCGAACAAGUGCAGCAGCGUGAGGCCGUAGCGAGGGGCCAACCAAAGUCAACGUAGACUUUGGUUGUCCCUUCCCUCACUACAGCCUCACGCUGCUGCACUUCUAAAGCUCCUGCUGUUCAUUAGGUCUCUGAUUAGAUUGAGCAGAUAGGAAUUCCUCUUUCCAGGGUCAAAGGUGAAGUGUACGCUGAAACGGUUGAACUAACCAGGCAUAUUUAUGUCUAAGUCAUAAAACUUUGGCAAACACUCCUUUUUUAGAUUUACUGGGUGUGCAGGCUUUUACUCCAACCCUUCUCUAACAAUCAGCGGCUCAUCAGGACCUUUAGGUUUGUCCACCAAUGGUGGAAAGAAACCAACUCGAUGAGAGAUUUCUGCGAUAGUGUACUAUGGGUAUGCGGUUGAGUUACGUUCUCUUAUCUCCCAUUUCUCUAUCCCCCUCAACCCCCAAACCUAGUGGCCUAUCAGAGCCGAACUAGGUGCAACUCCUUUACCCACGAGGCCCUGCAUGAUAGUCCUAGAGGGUUGCUACAAUAUAAACAAAUAUAUAAAGACAUAUCAACUAUAUAGAAACUAUAAUACCGGUACCCUGAAUGUCUUACCUUGUUUAUGUCUGCAGCAGGCUUGUAGUGAAGUGAGCAGACUACUGACUGAGCCUAUUGACUCUGUGUUGUUUGACUUUGUCCUCUCUUUAGCUGUAGCCUCCCUCUCAACCCUCAACAGGGUCGUCACUAGUUACCACCCCGCCUACUUCUAAAAUGUAUCUUCUGAAUAAAAUGUGAUUUUAAACCUAACCUUAAUCCCACUGCUAAGCGUAUGCCUAACCUUAACUUAUGACCAAAAAUAUUAUUUUAGUUUUCAGGAAUUUUUAUGAUAUAACCAAACUACAGACAUAGACAGAUAUACUUUGUGGCUGUGCUAUCUAGUGGAAACCCCUCAACAGUCGCCUCAGAAUGGAAAGGGAAUGUGAUCUACGCUUGGAAAGUGAAACUCAAACUCCCGCUUCUUUCUAGUGAUGUGUAUCCCAUCAUACCCAGGUCCCAUACCCAUCAUUAUAUCCCAUCAUAUCCAGGUCCCAUACCCAUCAUUGUAUCCCAUCAUAUCCAGGUCCCAUUUCCAUCAUUGUAUCCCAUCAUAUCCAGGUCCCAUACCCAUCAUUGUAUCCCAUCCUAUCCAGGUCCCAUAUCCAUCAUUGUAUCCCAUCAUAUCCAGGUCCCAUACCCAUCAUUGUAUCCCAUCAUAUCCAGGUCCCAUACCCAUCAUUGUAUCCCAUCAUAUCCAGGUCCCAUACCCAUCAUUGUAUCCCAUCCUAUCCAGGUCCCAUAUCCAUCAUUGUAUCCCAUCAUAUCCAGGUCCCAUACCCAUCAUUGUAUCCCAUCAUACCCAGGUCCCAUACCCAUCAUUGUAUCCCAUCAUAUCCAGGUCCCAUACCCAUCAUUGUAUCCCAUCAUAUCCAGGUCCCAUACCCAUCAUUGUAUCCCAUCAUAUCCAGGUCCCAUAUCCAUCAUUGUAUCCCAUCAUAUCCAGGUCCCAUACCCAUCAUUGUAUCCCAUCAUAUCCAGGUCCCAUACCCAUCAUUGUAUCCCAUCAUAUCCAGGUCCCAUACCCAUCAUUGUAUCCCAUCAUAUCCAGGUCCCAUACCCAUCAUUGUAUCCCAUCAUAUCCAGGUCCCAUACCCAUCAUUGAUGGAUUUAUAAACACUGCGUCUUUCCCUUGGCCUUGAUUCAAAUGUGGGUGUGUUCCCUUGACUCAAUUGUGUGGUUGAUAUUUUAAAGCUCCUACUGUUAUUUUCGAUGUGUUAUUUAUCUCAGCUUUUUCAGGGUCCUGAAAGCUCUCAAGGGCCUGCCCCGCUUGAGACUGUAAUUAUGCAAUAUGGCCACAAGAUGUCAAUACACUUCUUCAAAAGUU